Molecule: messenger RNA, 859 nt
Organism: Bolinopsis microptera
Lineage: Eukaryota; Metazoa; Ctenophora; Tentaculata; Lobata; Bolinopsidae
Product: aquaporin-5-like
Exons: 6
Coding region: 1-729 (242 amino acids)
Biological process (GO): water transport; transmembrane transport
Cellular component (GO): plasma membrane
Molecular function (GO): water channel activity
Source: RefSeq, a predicted model, not a curated record
AUGGUUAGAGCAGGACUGGGAGCGCAGGAGGUAAAGAAACUGAGGUUCUGGCAGUUAGCAGUUAGUGAACUGGUGGGAACUCUGUUUGUGGUACUCUUCACUUCUCUUCUUGUCAGCAGACAUGAUGGAAAAAGUGUUAUCAUGACCGUAAGUCUGGUAACUGGUCUAGUUUACUCUACAGUUCUGUUUAUAUUUGGUAACCAUGGUUACUUCAAUCCAGCCAUCACUAUAUCUCUCUUUUGUGCUCAACGGAUUCCACUAAUGAGAAUGUGUGUUUAUGUGGUGAGCCAACUAGCCGGAGCAAUCGCAGCGCAACUCAUCGCCAGUCACAUCAUGUUAACUACUUGGUACUCUAGUUAUGGUCCUGGUGCCACUAUGCCUAGCACAAGCGUCAAUAGUUUUCAGCUGUUUUUAGCCGAGUUUGCAGGAAGCGCUGUUAUCUCUGCAGCCAUCAGCACUAAAUGCUCCGGAAUGAUUAUAGGACUCACCAUUACUACAAUAACUGCUAUCAUGUUUCCAUUCGAAAUGGGCUGUUUGAAUCCAGCUAGAGCGAUAGCAACUAACAUCGCAUCAGGCAAAGUGGGCGAAUAUAGCUGGGUGUAUUGGUUGGCUCCAACUUGUGGGGCUGUCUCAGCGCGACUCCUCAUGUUAGCUGUGGACAAGAUAGAGAUAUACCCGGAGGAGAUAGACCAAGCUAGACACAAGCUUCUCAGCGAUCACUCAGACUGACACAGUCUUGCAGGACUGCAGGUGCAAUGUGCAGGUGCAAUGUGCAGGUGCAAUGUGCAGGUACAAUGUGCAGGUACAAUGUGCAGGUGCAAUGUGCAGGUACAAUGUGCAUGUACAAUGUGCAGGUGCA